Psammomys obesus (fat sand rat) is the source of this 3906-nucleotide messenger RNA. RefSeq names its product pumilio RNA binding family member 1 (gene Pum1). The record is from RefSeq and is a predicted model, not a curated record. Gene Ontology annotation, cellular component: cytosol; cytoplasm. The transcript has 14 exons. Bases 1 to 2259 code for a protein of 752 amino acids. Gene Ontology annotation, molecular function: mRNA 3'-UTR binding. NCBI's taxonomy places the organism in Eukaryota, Metazoa, Chordata, Mammalia, Rodentia, Muridae. Gene Ontology annotation, biological process: regulation of mRNA stability; miRNA processing.
AUGACUAAGGCUGAAGUAAUAGAAGUGCCAGCCAGAAUUUUUGAAGGGACGUGCCCGGCUGUGGUCCCUCACCAAUAUUAUGGAGUCACUCCAUGGGGUGUUUAUCCUGCCAGUCUUUUCCAGCAGCAAGCUGCUGCAGCUGCAGCGGCAACAAAUUCUGCUACUCAGCAGAGUGCUCCGCAGGCCCAGCAAGGACAGCAGCAGGUACUUCGUGGAGGAGCUAGCCAGCGUCCUUUGACCCCAAAUCAGAACCAGCAGGGACAACAAACAGAUCCCCUUGUAGCAGCUGCAGCAGUGAAUUCUGCUCUUGCCUUUGGACAAGGUCUGGCUGCAGGCAUGCCAGGUUAUCCAGUCUUGGCACCUGCUGCUUACUAUGACCAAACUGGUGCCCUUGUGGUGAAUGCAGGGGCAAGAAAUGGCCUCGGAGCUCCAGUUCGGCUUGUUGCUCCGGCCCCAGUCAUCAUUAGCUCCUCAGCUGCACAAGCAGCUGUUGCCGCGGCUGCAGCUUCAGCGAAUGGAGCAGCUGGUGGUCUUGCUGGAACCACAAAUGGACCAUUUCGACCUUUAGGCACCCAGCAGCCACAGCCACAGCCACAGCAGCAGCCCAGCAACAAUCUGGCUUCCAGCUCUUUCUAUGGCAGCAACUCUCUGAGCAGCAGCUCCCAGAGCAGCUCCCUCUUCUCCCAGGGCUCUGCCCAGCCUGCAAACACGUCCUUGGGAUUUGGAAGCAGCAGUUCACUUGGUGCCACCCUGGGAUCAGCCCUUGGAGGGUUUGGAACAGCAGUUGCAAACUCCAACACUGGCAGUGGCUCCCGCCGUGACUCCCUGACUGGCAGCAGUGACCUUUAUAAGAGGACAUCGAGCAGCUUGACCCCCAUUGGACACAGUUUUUAUAACGGCCUUAGCUUUUCCUCCUCUCCUGGACCCGUGGGCAUGCCUCUCCCUAGUCAGGGACCAGGACAUUCACAGACACCACCUCCUUCCCUCUCUUCACAUGGAUCCUCUUCAAGCUUAAACCUGGGAGGACUCACAAACGGCAGUGGAAGAUACAUCUCUGCUGCUCCCGGUGCCGAAGCCAAGUACCGCAGUGCAAGCAGUGCCUCCAGCCUUUUCAGCCCCAGCAGCACCCUUUUUUCCUCCUCUCGUUUGAGAUAUGGAAUGUCUGAUGUUAUGCCCUCUGGCAGGAGCAGACUUUUGGAAGAUUUUCGAAAUAACCGGUACCCUAAUUUACAACUGCGGGAGAUUGCUGGGCAUAUAAUGGAAUUUUCCCAAGACCAGCAUGGGUCUAGAUUCAUUCAGCUGAAACUAGAGCGUGCCACAGCAGCUGAGCGCCAGCUCGUCUUCAAUGAAAUCCUCCAGGCUGCGUACCAACUUAUGGUGGAUGUGUUUGGAAAUUACGUCAUUCAGAAGUUCUUUGAAUUUGGCAGCCAUGAACAGAAGCUGGCUUUGGCUGAGCGGAUUCGAGGCCAUGUCCUGUCAUUGGCACUGCAGAUGUAUGGCUGCCGAGUUAUCCAGAAAGCUUUGGAAUUUAUUCCCUCAGACCAGCAGAACGAGAUGGUGCGGGAGCUAGAUGGCCAUGUCCUGAAGUGUGUGAAAGACCAGAAUGGCAACCAUGUGGUUCAGAAGUGCAUUGAAUGUGUACAGCCUCAGUCUUUGCAGUUUAUCAUCGAUGCAUUCAAGGGGCAGGUGUUUGCUUUGUCUACGCACCCUUACGGCUGCAGAGUGAUCCAGAGGAUCCUAGAGCACUGUCUUCCUGACCAGACCCUGCCUAUCCUGGAGGAGCUACACCAGCACACGGAGCAGCUUGUGCAGGAUCAGUAUGGAAAUUAUGUAAUCCAACAUGUACUGGAACAUGGUCGUCCUGAGGAUAAAAGCAAAAUUGUAGCAGAGAUCCGAGGCAAUGUGCUUGUAUUGAGUCAGCACAAGUUUGCAAGCAAUGUUGUGGAGAAGUGUGUCACUCAUGCCUCACGUACAGAGCGUGCUGUGCUCAUUGAUGAGGUAUGCACCAUGAAUGACGGACCUCACAGUGCCUUAUACACCAUGAUGAAGGAUCAGUAUGCCAACUAUGUGGUCCAGAAGAUGAUUGAUGUGGCUGAGCCUGGUCAGCGGAAGAUUGUCAUGCACAAGAUCCGGCCACACAUCGCAACUCUUCGGAAGUACACCUAUGGCAAGCACAUCCUGGCCAAGCUGGAGAAGUACUACAUGAAGAAUGGCGUGGACUUGGGGCCCAUUUGUGGCCCCCCUAAUGGCAUCAUCUGAGCAGUGCACCCAUCCCAGUCCCGCUGACCUCACUGACCCUGGCAGAUCCAACCAGCAACCAGAAAUGCCCAGCGUAGAGUCAGAAGUGGGCACCGGUUGCUCCGGGAUCACUCCCUCCUCCAAAAAGGAAUCAGAUCCACUUGUGGAAAGGCCUUUGUAAAUUUAAUUUUAUUACACAUAACAUGUACUAAUUAUUUUUUUUAAUUGACUAAUUGCCCUGCUGUUUACUGGUGUAUAGGAACUUGUACAUAGGUAAUCAGUGUACAUGGGAGGCCACAUGCUUUGUUCAAUGUUGUAUCUAUAUUCCACAUGUGGAUACUUUCAGGGUGGUUGGUUUAACAAAAAAAAAGUUUAAAAAAAAAACAAAAAAAGGUUUUUAACUCAUUUGCCUUAUGGCAAGUUUUGCAAAUAGCUCUACCCCACCUCCUCAUUUUAUUAAAAAACAAACAAAAAACCUGAGAAAUUUGAAUUUUAGUUAAAUGACCCCAAAAUGGCAUUUAACACUGUUUAUAAAAUAUAUAUAUAUACAUAUAUACAUAUAUGAAAUGGAAUGUUUCAGAGUUGAUAAAGCGUCAGCCUGUGACACAGUUCAUGACGCUCUGUUUUGGAGGUGAUCUCAUGCUGAGGAAGGUGGUGGCUGCAGAUCCAGGAGGAGCGGGAGCACCGAGGCCAGUGCCAGGGCUGUGUGCUGCCUAUGGGCUGCUUUCUGUGAGCGCUGGGCAGCAGAAUCGGAUUAUCUAGCAUGAGAGAAAACCUAGCCCUGCUCCUGGCCUCGCUUCUAUAGAUACAUAGUGUAUACUUGUGUAGACUUUGCAUAUAUACGGAUUUGUAGUAUUUUCCUGUUUUGAUGUCUAAUCUGUAUCUAUAAUGUACCCUAGUAGUCGGACAUACUUUUGAUUGUACAAUUGUACAUUUGUAUACCUGUAAUGUAAAUGUGGAGAAGUUUGAAUCAACAUGAACACGUUUUUUGGUAAGAAAAGAAUCAGCCAGCCCCGUGCACUCAGUGUAUAUCCCACCUUUUAUGGUCGUAGAAGAUAGUGUUGUAUAUUGUAAAUUGUAAUUUCAACCAGAAGUAAUUUUUUUUUCUUUUGAAGGAAUAAAUGUUCUUUAUACAGCCUAGUUAAUGUUUAAAAUGAAAAAAAAAAAAUAGCUUGGUUUAUUUGUCAGCUAGUCAAGACGGUAGUGAGAGCCUUUCUAAAUGUUAAUUCAGACGAUUCAGUUCACACUAGUGUUCUUUUUUUUUAUCCUAAAAAAAAGUAAUGUUUUGCUUAUUUUGUGACAGUCAAAAAAGGAUGUGCAGAAGUUUCGCCUGCCCCUCCCCCGCUCAGCGCCUCCCCUUGUAAAGUGACUCACCCUCCGUUUUGUACAGAUGAGCUGUAUUUUGCAUUUUGUCUACUUGUAAGUGAAUGUAACAUACUGUCAAUCCCCGUUUGAAUAUAGACUGUAACACUACACGGUGUACAUUUCCAGAGCCUCGUGUAUAUUUCCAAUGAACUUUUUGCAAGCACACUUGUAACCAUAUGUGUAUAAUUAACAAACCUGUGUAUGCUUAUGCCUGGGCAACUAUUUUUUGUAACUCUUGUGUAGAUUGUCUCUAAACAAUGUGUGAUCUUUAUUUUGAAAAAAUACAGAACUUUGGAAUCUGAA